GUUUGAUUCAAAGUAUCUCACAAAAUAUACUGGACAUUAAAUCGCAUGUCUAUUGGUUACCGUCUAUUAUGAAUCAAGGACGCGGUAAGGUGUACGGUCUUAGUUUCCCAACUAGAAAGCCUAAAAAUGAAAUAAAGGUUUCGUUAAAUGACGUCUUCAACGAGGAAUCCGAUAAAGAGGAAAACUACAAAGAACUUAAACCAGCCGAUUAUUCUCAAACGACUUGCAUAGCUCAGAAUAGGAUUAAUCGAAAGGUAAAAACAGAGUUAGAAAAAGCCUUCGAGGAAGACCCAUCAGUAUUCCAAUACGAUGAAUACUUGGACGAUAUACACGAUAAAAAAGCAGAAGAUAUUUCUAGAAAAACCGUCAAAACAUCCAAGUAUGUCGGUAGACUUAUAAAGGCAUCCAAUGAGCGCAAACUUGAGAGAGAGCUAUGUGUUGAACGGAAGGCUCAGAAGGAAAUUGAAGCAGAAUCUGAUCUGUGUAAGAACAAGGAGUCAUUCGUUACCUCAGCGUACAAAAGUAAAUUAAGUGAACUUCGCGCACUCGUAGAAAAACGCAAGGAAGAAGAGGAGAGAGAGAAAGUCAUGGAUGUUUGCAAACAAGAUGGCUUAGGGGGAUUUUACCGGUUUAUGUUUGAUAAUCAAGAUAAAACAUCUGCGGGAUACUCAGAGGAAUGCCACCAUCGCACUACAAGCAAAGAAGAUUGUUUGGAAGCAGAAUCUAACUCUGCAUCUACAAUUAAAAAACAAACUGUAAAAGAACAUACAAGGAAAAAGACCGAUGUUAUUAUAGAGCAGUAUGAUAAUGAUAAUAAUAAUAAUAGUAACAAAAAUGUAUCAUCACCCUCACCAAAUAAAGCUUUUCCUAACUGUGAUGAUGGCGAUGGUGUAACCGAAAGUGAUCGUAAAGAUGAUAAAACAAGAGCCUCUCAUCAAUCGAAGAAAGAUCUAAAUACUUAUUUGAAUAAAAAGAAUCAAAAAUUACCUGGAGUAAUAAUGGCACGUUUACGAGUAACUACUGAUGAAGAAUUAAUUGCUGCUCGUCAACGUUAUUUAGAUAGAAAAGCAGCUGGAAUACAUGCAGUUAUAGUUGAAUCAGAUUAAUUAUUGAUUAAAUGUUGUUCUUCUCAUUUUUUGUUUGUUUCUAUGUAUAUGAAUUCAUAUUUUUAUAUUAUUUAUUUAUUUUUGUUGUUAUGGGAAAUAAUCUUUAAAUUGGGAUAAAAAAUUAGCUUGGUAACAAUAUCCAUUUAAUAUCAAUGAACUGAGAAUGGAUACUAUUACUAUUAUUGUAUAAAAAGGUAUUGUAAAUAAAUCAUAAUUAAAUAUAUCCUUUUCAUUGUAAUUUGCUUUUCAUAUAGUCACUAAUUGAUUUCUUGUUUAAUUGAGUUAAUUUGAGUAAAUAUUCCCCCUCCCCACCAACCCUCAUCCCUGUGAUAACUUCUUCUGUUAUGGUUUAUUAUACUUCUAAAUAUAGUUGAUAAGAGAUUUCAAAUGUGAUGUGAUGUAUUUACUACACUAUAGAUAAUUGUAUAUAGUGAUUUUGUCCAUUUUUGUUCCUCUUUUUAUUAUUGUAUGCGAACAGAUUAAGAGUAAAUUAGCUGUUUUGAUUUGGUAAAUUACAUUGGUGUUAUAACUUGUGCCCUUCUGGCUUAUUAAUAUAUAACGUAACGAUACCGUCAAUUAGAGAACAGUGAAUUAUCGAUCGGACCAAUGACGCAUAAAACCCAUACGAGCAGUCUAAAGUCUUUAUCGGUUCUGAUUCCCGCCUAGCCCUGACUGUUAAGUCCAGAAUACAAAUCUCAGUCUCCGUGAUAUGAAUCAUGUAUUUGAAACAUACUGGGCUUAUAUACCAACCAAACAGACCAUAUCGUAUCAUAAAACAGGAAACAACAUUUAUACAAGAUUUAGCCAAAUGUAGCUGUGAAUGUUGGAGAUGGUAAUUGAUAGACUAGACAUAGCUCAAGAAUGGUAAAUUCUAUAAUAAUAGUUCAUAGGUCAAAAUAAAGCUCAUAAUAAGAGGGACAUGAAUAUGAAUAGUUUAGUUACUUGAUAACUAUACAACAAAAAUGUAUGUAUAGUAUUAGUCCAGACAUAGAUUCUAACAGUUACUAUUCAUUAUUCUCAUUGGGAUAUAACAAUCGGAAAUAGAUUUUAGGUUUUAUAACUCUUUGGUUUUUAAUGAAUCUGUGGGAUCCCAAUCAAGUUACCAGAAUCACUUAUUAUCCGUUGUAUUAAAAACAUUGUAUCCUCGAAUCAAACAUCAAUUGAGAAUUAGCAUCGUUACUUAGUAACCAUUCUAGUUUGCCACUUAGAAUUGUUGUGAAUAAUGUUAUUCAUGAUUAAAAGCUUAAUAUUUCGGCCUGAAAUUCCCUGUACAUUAUUCAGAUAACUGAACUGACUGGUCUAUAGUUUACAAAACCAGCAGGAAACAGUUAUCUUGUCCUAGUAUGGUAUUUAGAAGUGUUCAUCCAUGGCUCCAUCAGAGAUUGAACCCAGUACCUGAGAAGCUGUAACCAAUGAAGUUCAACUAUUGGGAAUAUGAGGCAAUUACUAGUGGCAUUGGAAGAUAUCUGAUCAAUAUGACGAUUUAGUGUAAACGACUGGAUAUUAACUCUGGUCUUGAAGUCAGACGUUCGCGAUAAGGCCUAAAGGCUACGCAUUCGAUUCCGGCAAGGUCAUAUAUAAUUACUCGUGACGAAUCUCAUAUCGGCUAUCCGAUGCUUCCUGGUUUCCAAUGGCUCUCCAGUGAUUGUCAGCCCGUAUUAUAAACUAUAAAACUCCACCAAAAAACCGCUCAUACUAUUGACUAUUGCAUUUUGACAUAUCCACUUGUUGUACAUUUACCAGCAUAAAUGUUCUGAUCGUCUGACGAUUGUCAGCACCAUUAUGUCUUUCGUAAAUUCCAGUGUUUAGUCCCGAACAAGGAGAAAUUGUCUCAAUUUUCUGUUGCCGAUUAUUAUUAAAUACGAUGUAUUACAAUCAAGGGCAAAAUGAAGGUAUCCUUGCAUUAUGUUAGGUAGAACAUUAGGCCCAGUAGUCAAGCUUUACUAUCAUUGACUUUGGAGUGGCCUAUAGAGCCUUAACCAACCUAUUAUUUAUGUCUCGGACAACGUUUGAUAAAAUUUCUUUUUUUGGUAUUUUGUGCGUAACAAAGUUGUUUUACUAUUGGCAGAUGUGUUACCUUUCGGCAACCGUUUAUCUUAGAGCUUAUUAACUCUCCAAAGCAGUUCUCAGUCAAUCAUAUUCUAUCUUUGUAGAUCAUCUGUUUACCGGCAUUCUGUUCAUUAUCUCAACAAUCUAAAACAUACGGCAUUACUGAUUCUACAAUCCACUCUCUAGUUUAGGCCAAUCACCUUUUAUAAUACUAUUAAUUGAGGUAUAAAAAAACUACUCAAAGUAGUUUUGAUAUCAAUUACAAAAUACUUUCUUAUCGUGAAGGUUUCACGUCAAUAUAGGACAUUUUCUCACAUUAAGUAUUCACUCUCUUGUGAAUGUCAACUAUGUGUUGCGGAAGAUAAAUAGUGAGUAACAGUGGAAUUUAGGACGCUCGUUCCGUACUAUUCGGGACUCGUCAGCUAGAUGUAACUGUAACUCAGAGACGGUGUUUACUUCCGUGUUCGAACCGUAUACCGUUCACUUCUAAGGCUGUCAUGUUAUCUACUUAGCUACUUAGUCCAGAUAGCCACUGGUUUGUAUAGGUGUAUCCAGCUAAGGAGUUUAAAACUGAAGGAAACGUCCGUCUACGGAUUCCACCGCUACCCAUCUGAGGUUGUUGGUAAUUUUUAUCAAAAAAACAAACACUAGCAGGAGUAGUACUUUCGAUCUGCAUAAUUGUAUUAACAAUAAGGUUUUAUGUAAUCGUGAUAAAGUUGAUUAUGAUAUAAGGGUCGUAAUACUGAUGUGUCACGUGAAAUGCAAAUGUGAUAAUUGUAAAUGAACAUAUUAUAUAACAAUAUAAAUGAAAAAAGCUUACUUACUUACGCCUGUUAACCCUAAUGGGAGAGCAUAGACCGUUUACCAGCAUUCUCCAUCUAACUUUGUCCUUUACAAUCCUUUCCAGCUGCUAUUCAUUCUUUUUGUAUCUUCUCUCAAUUCCGAACGUACUGUGUUGUUCGGCAUUCCUCUUUUCCGUUGCCCUUCAGGAUUCUAGGUGAGCGCUCGCCUCAUGAUUCAGUUUGAUGAUUUUCGCAACGUAUGCUCUAUCCACUUCUAACAUCUUAUCUUAAUUUCCUCUUCAGCUCGAAGCUGAUUUGUUCUCAUUCACAGUAGGCUGUUGCUAAUAAGGGAAUCUAGUAAAAAGUAUUAAUGUCUGGUGAGACUAUAAUUUAUAAACGAACCAAUCAGGUACGAGGUAACAGGUUUCGAAUUUCGGCGCGAAAUUCACUCAUCCAUUUGGUUAAAUAGAGUUUCGGUAUUAUAGCUAAUAUCAGUUGGCGAUGAAAACCCUAAAUCUAAUUCCUAAAUUUAACCAUCAACUGUAAAUCAUAAUUCAAAUUCCUCAAACAGGUUUAUAACCCUCAUUUGGUCUUAGUUAUUAGUUGGACACCCUCAAGGUCACUGUAGCGUCGUUCAAAGGUUGUCCAUGAAUUAUAGUCUCACCGUACUCAGUCAGAAUGUGUCAUUAAGAAAACGAAAGUUUCAAAAAUAAAUUUACAAAUAAGUAGGAGAUUUGGAUAUUCACACACGAGAGAUAUGCUGCAUUCUGAAGAGAUCCUACCAGAUUUUGAAGGGAUCUUAGGUGCUAUUCUAAUCUUAAAAUGAAGUGAAGAUUCAGAAGUACCAUAUCUAAAUUCUUUUUCAUCAUAAAACCUUGCGGAAACAUAAUCUUGUUAACAUAGUAACAAUCAACGGUGAUUACAGUUAAUGUACCUUACUUGGUGAAAGCAACCAAACCGAUGGAUAGAGCAACUAGACAGGAAGUUUAACAUUCACCUAUACAGUUCAUUGUUAAUGACGGUAAGUUUAUACGUUAUAGAUGUUUUCCUUUUUGCUCCACAUUGAUUGUUCCUAACUACAUGUUUUUUUCUAAUCGUGUUUAAACUUCUAUUUCAUAUAUAAAUACGCUUUAGAGAUAAAAAUUGGGCAUCAAUCAAACUCGUAGGUAGUUUGUUGUCAGAUAUUGUUCUCCUAAAAAAUGUUGUGUUGCUCUGUGACAUAUUUUCUUCAAAUGUUUCUUGAUAGAUAUCCAACUGAAAGAUGAUAUGGUGAUGUUUAAUGAAGAUGCUGAUCAAAUGCAGAGUCUUUUGAUAGCACUGAGCAACAAUGAUAAAAUGUUUGAGAUGCGUUUCUCCCCACUCUAAAUGUAAGUUUUUGCUCCAGGACUGACCUGCAUCAAUACCUGAACUAAGGAUAGGGAGUGAAGUAGUCGAACUCGUUGACAACUUCACUUAUCUUGGAAGUUUGAUCAGCCUAAAUUGGUUAGUGUCUGACAAAAUCUCAGCACGGACUCAAAAAGCUCAUUUGGCUUUUCCAACUAACGUCAUCUAUGGUGAAGGCAAGAUAUCCGCCUAUCAAUUAAAGGGACGAGUAUACUGCGCAACAGUUCGUUCUGUUUUACUUUGUGGCUGCGAAGCGUAGCCAUUAAGAGUAGAAGAUACUCGUAAGUUAUUAGUAUUCGACCAUAGAUGUCUGAUAAAUAUUGCUCGCAUCUACUGGGAUCAUCAGGUUAGUAAUAGCAAGGCUAGACACAGAGUAUUAGGGAAUGAUGGUAAAUCAGUUGAUAAGGUUUUUUGAAUCUUCAUCGACUGAGAUGGUUGGGCCACAUGUUAUGUAUACCUGAACACUGUUUACCACGACUAGUGUUGGAGAUGGUUACAAGAAAUGUAGAGGCGGACAAACCAAAAAAAAAAACGUGACAUCAGUCCAUAUUUAUAGAUGCCGACUACUUGGUUAGGAUCCGCGUGACUAUCAUAACCAAUGGUUGAAAACUCUUGGUGACAUGACUCAGAAUCGAUCACAAUAGUGUAGGUGUAUACACUCUUUGUCCUCUUUUAAACCAUCAAAAUUAAAAUUAGUUUAUACCAUUUUUUUCUCUAUAAACGAAUUAUUUCUCCCCAUAUCAUAUCCUUAUAUAUCAUUAUCAUUUGUAGUAAAUAUUUCUAUGAAUGUGUUCUGUUAAUGAGAUCAUAACAACAUGAAUCUGUCCCAUGUUCCAAAUAACUGAUUGAGUGAUUAACUAACUCAUCAUUGGAAAGAAGAAACAACUACAAAUUAGUUUCUAUGGAAGAAAAUCAAAUUGGGUUUGGUUUUUUUCUAGACAAUUUCCCUAAAAAUAAAGUACAACUUUCUUUCUUUUUUUUUAAAAAGAAAUACAAAAAAAAAAACUGAAAGCAACUCAAUUAAUGAGACAACUAAAAUGAUUGAUGUAUCUUUUUAAUUUUUUCUCCUUUUUUU
Messenger RNA from Schistosoma curassoni, 6395 nucleotides. NCBI's taxonomy places the organism in Eukaryota, Metazoa, Platyhelminthes, Trematoda, Strigeidida, Schistosomatidae. The record is from the annotation of a GenBank genome assembly.